Musa acuminata AAA Group (dessert banana) is the source of this 3122-nucleotide messenger RNA. Its product is annotated as diacylglycerol kinase 1. Gene Ontology annotation, molecular function: ATP-dependent diacylglycerol kinase activity. NCBI's taxonomy places the organism in Eukaryota, Viridiplantae, Streptophyta, Magnoliopsida, Zingiberales, Musaceae. The record is from RefSeq and is a predicted model, not a curated record. The transcript is spliced from 9 exons. Bases 631 to 2814 code for a protein of 727 amino acids.
GGAGGAGGGAAGCGGGAGAGGGGUUAAGAACCCGUGUUCGUUCGGAUCCUUGGAAUCGGACACAGGCCGUGGAGAUCGGUUUGGGGUGGGAGGGCGGCUUUGGUCGAUUCCAUCUCGCGCAGGUGCCCUUCGAGGAGUCUCGGUCUGAUAUGGCAUUGGGUUUUGUGUAUAUCAGCCUUUGAAGAUAUAGAAAGAGUUGGAAAUGUUGAUUAUCAAAGUGAGGCCAAUAGUUUGUAAGAAGAAAUCAGAAACUUAUGGUUUGGUCUCUUGAACUAAAGUAUUCCCAAAUUAUUGGUAAUUAAGACCUGAUGGUGGAAAAAUGAAUUCUAUAGGAAGACUAGGGUCUAUGACAGAUACCUCCAAUGUAAUUUUGAUUUUUUCAGAGCUGUUAUCCUAAUUCACUUAAGGUGCUGGGAGCCUUUAUUGAAUUGCAUUCGGGAAGAAUUGCUCCUCAGGAACAUAAUGUGGUUAAGUCUCUUCCUCGAUUACAGCAUUCCCUUGUGCAGCUUCGUUUUUUAACCUUCACAUGCAUGAAUUUGAACUUUGACCUGCAACUUGGAAGUUAAGAAGCAUAAUUGCUUUCUUUAUCAUAGACCACAUAUAUAUAAUACUAUUAGGUCACCAAAAGGAAUGGAUGCUUUUGAAGAGAGCUUUUGGUGGGGUAAACAUUCUUCUGGUAUGGCAGAGUUCUGGAGUUCUCUUGGUGUCUAUUUAAUAUCUGCAUUUAUUGGGAUUUUGUCUUUGGUUUACUUGUUGACCGUAUGGCGGCGGACUCUCAGUUUAAACUGGAUGAAGGCUAUAGCCAGGACAAGGAAGCGUAGAAAAGCAAAGCAUAAGGUUCCAGGUGUUGCUCAUAGUUGGAGCGCAGAAUCUGGUUCUCAUGCGAAAGGUCUAAAAUGUUGUGUGUGCUUGGAGGAUGUGGUACCACCUCAACCUCUUGGACAGAUGAUGACUACGAAUAGUUCAGUAUACCUGUGUGAUGUUUGUGGCGCUGCUGCACACUUGGCAUGCUCUUCAAAGGCACACCAAGAUUGCAAAUGUGUCUCCAUGAUAGGUUAUAAACAUGUAAUCCACCAAUGGACUGUACAAUGGACAGAAGCAGCUGAUCAAACUGAAGAAACUCCUUGCUGCAGUUAUUGUGAAGAGCCUUGCAGUGGAUCUUUUCUUAGUGGCUCUCCAGUUUGGUGUUGUAUGUGGUGCCAACACCCCGUACAUGUGGAUUGUCACAUAAAUAUGGCUAAUGAAACAGGUGAUAUUUGUGACCUAGGACCAUUUAGGCGCCUUAUCUUGUCACCACUCUUUGUGAAGGACUUGAGCAAGACUGAAAAAAGUGGUUUCCUGAGCUCUAUAACACAUGGGGCAAAUGAACUGGCAUCUACUGUACGGGGACAUAUUAUGAAUCAGACUAAAAAGUACAAGCAUGACAUGGAAAUUUCUGUUGAUUCUGCUGAUAACAAUAGUACAAAUGGCUCAUCUAAGGAUAGCAUAGCAGAUUCUCACUCAGUGUCUAAGGGCUCCCUUGGUAAUGGUGAACAUUGUAAUGGAGUCACUGAAGCUGGGAAUCGCCAUCAAGGUGGUGAUAGUGAUCAUGAAGAUGUGAUGAAGGCGGAGCCGAGAAGAAGUGCCUCAUUUACUAAAAAAAAAGAUUAUCAUAAUCUGGUGAACAACCAAAAAUAUGAAUUCGUCGACAUACCUUCUGAUGCCAGACCACUACUUGUUUUCAUUAAUAAGAAAAGUGGUGCACAACGUGGUGACUCAUUGAGACGUAGGCUGCACAUUCUUUUGAACCCUGUACAGGUCUUUGAGUUGAGUUCGACAAAUGGGCCAGAGGCAGGAUUAUCUUUAUUCAGAAAGGUACCCCACUUUAGGAUACUUGUAUGUGGUGGAGAUGGUACAGUUGGUUGGGUGCUUGAUGCCAUAGACAAACAAAACUAUGAAUCACCUCCACCUGUUGCAAUUCUUCCAGCUGGCACAGGCAAUGAUCUUGCAAGAGUUUUGUCCUGGGGAGGUGGUCUUGGGGCUAUCCAAAGACAAGGAGGUCUAUGCACAGUUUUGCACCACAUAGAGCAUGCUGCAGUCACCAUUCUUGAUAGGUGGAAGAUAACAAUAGAAGAUUUGCAAUCUAAGCAUGUCCAUCCCCCGAAAUUUAUGAAUAACUAUCUAGGGAUUGGAUGUGAUGCAAAGGUUGCCCUAGACAUUCAUAAUCUUCGUGAAGAAAACCCUGAAAAGUUUUUCAAUCAGUUCCUAAAUAAGAUGCUUUAUGCAAGAGAAGGUGCAAAGAACAUCAUGGACAGGACAUUCGCAGACCUACCUUGGCAGAUCAGAUUAGAGGUUGAUGGAGUUGAAAUAGAGGUUCCUGAGGACGCAGAAGGAAUACUUGUUGCAAACAUUGGAAGUUAUAUGGGAGGUGUUGACUUAUGGCAAAAUGAGGAGGACAACAAUGACAAUUUUGAUCCUCAGUCAAUGCAUGACAAGAUGAUAGAAGUUGUCAGUAUCAGCGGGACUUGGCAUCUGGGGACGCUUCAGGUUGGGCUUUCUCGAGCUCGGAGACUAGCACAAGGCCAGCUAAUUAAGAUUCAGUUAUUUGUUCCAUUCCCUGUUCAAGUUGAUGGGGAGCCUUGGAUUCAGCAGCCAUGCACAUUAGCAAUAUCUCAUCAUGGCCAGGCUUUCAUGUUGAAGAGAGUAUCAGAGGAGCCGCUUGGUCAUGCCGCUGCAAUAAUAACCGAUGUGCUAGAGAAUGCUGAAAGCAGCCAUGUGAUCACUGCCUCACAGAAACGGGCCCUUCUACAGGAGAUGGCACUAAGGCUUUCAUAGUACCUGGGCAAAUAUCGAUGGCUAUUGGACACCUUAAUAUCCUUUCCUCCAUGAAGUUGAAAUCAUAAAUCAUACUGUGGUUUUUGUAGAUAUCAGAAAAUUCUUGUACAUUAUACAUAACAUCUUUGUUCUUUAGUUUGUAUGUUUUCUUUAUACGUGUCACUUACAGCUGCCUAUAAUUAGUAUCAUGGAGGCUUGACAUUGGAUCUAUGUCCAUUUCCUCCUUAUGCUUGUGGGCUCGUUGCAGAGUCCAUGUGAAAUUGUAUUUUACAGUUCAAAACUUCUAAGACUUGAUACUGUCUUUUCCA